Messenger RNA from Pichia membranifaciens NRRL Y-2026, 3048 nucleotides. RefSeq lists its product as hypothetical. Lineage: Eukaryota; Fungi; Ascomycota; Pichiomycetes; Pichiales; Pichiaceae. Gene Ontology annotation, cellular component: cytoplasm; nuclear membrane. Gene Ontology annotation, biological process: protein import into nucleus. Bases 1 to 3048 code for a protein of 1015 amino acids. The transcript has a single exon. The record is from RefSeq and is a predicted model, not a curated record.
AUGCAGCUUACUAUGGCUGUGACGCUCAUAGAGACGCUAUAUGCGCCGAACCAGCGAAGUGAGACGAUUCUGCAUGCCCAGCAGCAAUUGCAGAAGAUGCAGAAACAGGACGAUGCUGACAGGCUGGCACACGAGCUGCUGCAGAGCGGCGACGUCAAUGUGCAGUUCUUCGGGGCGUUGACGUACACGGUAUAUAUCACCACGCACAAUGUGGGUCCGCCAUUAGCAGAGCUGAUGGCUGACGAAAUCGUGGACGCCUACAGGCGGCAGGUGUCUGCGUUGGCGAUCACAAAGCUCAUCUCGAAUCUGGGUAAAAUCUACGCAAGGACGUUGUACUCGCCACUGGAUACGUUGUUUGAGAGGUUGGCGCAGUUGGCUCUGGAUGGACCGACACUGUUGCAGCUGGGGUUAGUCGCAUGCCGGAUCAUAGCCGAAGAGUUGAACGCGUCAGAGGAACUCACGAAGGAGCAGAACAGGUUGGUCAUAGACACGGUACUCGAUGGCACUACGAGGAAAGCACUUGAUGCGGCAAUCCCACUUAUUGUGCAGAGUGCAGGAGAUGGGACUGUGACGGGGAACGUAAAACGGCUGUGGCUUGAAUGCUUGCAGACGUGGACGGUGUAUGCGAGCCGCGUGGAGUUUGACUUCGCCUUCACGGUUGACUUGAACGAAUACUACGGCGUGGCUCUGCACCUUUUGGCUACGAAUUCCGACGUUGAGGCCCUCGAUCUCAUUUCCGACAUCUACGACACAAACUCGCAGCUUCUCAGUCACGAUAACAAAAGCAAACUCGAUGCGCUCAUCUUCAGCGACUGGUGCACAGCGUUCAUAUCGGCAGACGACCUCGACGACGUGUCCAAGUUGAGCAGGUUUGUCACCCUAUUUUUAGACGCGGACAUGAUCAACUUGGCAUCGCGAAUGAUUGACGCAAACUACGACUACAAGUUCCAGUACCUACUUCACCUCACUAACCAGCCGGGAAGCCCUAUCAUCGACGAGUCCUUUUCUGUGGAUUUGCUAGACUUCUGGAUUCUGUUCACAGAGAGUUUCAUCAAUGAUACGGAGAGCAUACACGCCAUUUUGAAGAAUGACGUAGAGAAAAUUGCAGUCUUGAACCAAAAGGCACACGACUAUUUUCUUCAUUUAUCCCAGAUUUAUUGGCACAAAUGCCACAUGCUCGAUGAUAUCGACGGGAUUGAAGACGAGUUUUAUAGUUUUCGAAGGGAUAUUGGCGAGUUGUUUGAGUCUCUUUUUUCGAUAGCAAGAGACUCGAUUUUCAGCGAUCUAACCCGCUCAGUUAUUGGCAAUUUGAGCGACUCCGGCACCUCGAUAAAUAAUGAAAAAGCCAAGGACGUUGAAGCAUCAUUCUACUUGUUAACAUCAAUAUCUUCCAUAUUCGGCGAAAGCAGCGUGACUCCUCAAUUCCUAGGUGGCCUAGACGCCUUGUUUCGAUGCAAAUUUCUAGAAUCGAUUUUACAACUAAGCAGCACUACUGGAGUAAGUAAAGAGAUGUAUCACCAUUUGAUUAGAAUCACCAUCAAGUUUUUAUCAGAAAUUAACUGGUUUUACGGAAACGAAGCAGGCAAACCUUACAUCAAUGGAGUACUUAUUUUUCUUUUUCAGAAUUUGAAUUCCAGAGCCUAUCAAGAGCCAAGCUCAAGAGCUAUAUUGCUUAUAACAGAUAGCUGUAGAGAUAAACUUUCGGGACUCUUAGAUGAUUUUGAAGCAGCCGCCAAUUCUAUGAUUGUCAAUAAAUUUGAGGUUGAAAUUAAUGUUAGAGCAGGGAUCAUCAGAAGCUACGCCAAUAUCCUACAGACAAUCAAAAACACAGAAUUACAGGCACACAAGAUCUCGAAUUUGUUAGACGUGAUAUAUUACGAAUCUGUAACUGCAUUUCAGUCUAUUGAGAUGAAUCUAUCCAAUCCAGAAGUUUUAGAAAAUAUCAACAGUUUUUUGGUGUCAAUGAUUAGCUCACUUGUUGGUCUUGCCAAAGGAUUACAGAUCCCGGAAGACUGGGAGGAUUAUUAUGAUCGAAAUGGGAAAGUGGUCCGGGAUGUUUACAAUUACUGGCAAUAUGAAGACAUCAAACAUUUUCAGGUGCAUGAGAAGUGUCUCAAAUUAGUUUCCCUAUUUUCCUUUCCAAGAGAAAAUUUAACUAAUUCAAUGAGCCUAAAAAAUCUAGAUCCUCUGAUGUUGGAACAAGUGUUUCUUUUUUUCAAAUCUGGUUUGAGUGAGCCCUUCCCAGGGCCCUUUGUUAUUGAUUAUAACUUGAUUAUCGAAUAUAUCCUAAAGUGUUGCCGAUACUGUCAAACUGUGGAUUUUUCUACUUCAGUUGAACCUCCUAUGAUCAAGAUAAUUGAGUUGUACGGUUUGGUUAUUGGAAGUAACCAUACCUUAAUCACGAUUUCGAAGAUAACUGAUCUUAAAUUAGGAACGGCUGACUUGCAGAUGGACUUAGUAUUGAAUGAGAUUUUUUUCAAACAGAUUGAUAUAAUCAUCAGUGAGCCGGAUAUCAUGCAGGCGGUUUUCAACUUACUUGCAGGAAUUUUGGCCAAAUAUCCAUCCAAUUUAAUUCAAAACGAGCACAUGAUUAGAAUCAUUGAGAUUGGGAUUCAGCAAUUAUACGAGAAUGCACAACAACGUUUUGUUGUUAUGGCGUUGAGCAAACUGUGGUCUAACUUAAUAUAUUUGCGCAAGGGUAAACAGAAGGAUGUGGAAAAUAUUCAAAGAAUAUUAAUAGAGGAGAACGUCGGGGCUGUACUGGUAUAUGCGCUGAUGAAAGGUUUCAUAGUGACAUCUCGAUCAAAUGUUGAGUUCUACAGUGAUAUAAUCAGAGCAUUGACAGCGAAAUACAGCAAGUAUUUGAGCGGUUGGAUAAUGGAUUCCUUUGCAAAGAUUAAUAAUGAAAGCGAGAAACAGGUUGCCAAAGAAAACGAGGUAAAAACGUUCACUAAGAAGUUGAUAGUAACUAGAGGCAGCCGUGCUGCAAAUCGUGUGGUGCAGGAAUUUUGGUAUACUGCUACCGGGAUGGUGGACUACGGCAUAUGA